AACAUUCUCCCAUCAAUUUCAAAAACAUUCUUUCACAAAAGCUUAUAAUAUACUAGUAUACUAUCAUGGAUCCACAAAGAUCACCACCGCCGCGGGGUGGCGGCAGCAACAGAGGUAUCCGGGCGGCGAUAGCGGCGGCUGCGGCGGCCGUGUUUGGCGGUUACCUAGUUUUGUUGGUGGGGAUGCCCACAAACGCCUAUAAACAGACAUGGCUGCCGCUGCUCCGAGCUAAAACCACCACCACUUACUUCGGAACUAACCAAGGUGCAACGUUCUUGGUCUUCACAUCUCCACUUCUAUUAAUUGCACUAUUGGGAUGUGUGUAUCUCCAUUUAGGCAAGAAAUCCGAAAUUAACAAUAUUAAGAGUGGGGAUGGAGAGAAUCGGCUAGAUAUAUGGAAGAGGCCAAUGAUCAUCAAAGGCCUAGGAAUUGUUUCAAGAAUAGAGCUUGCUUUCUUUCUCAUGUUUAUUGCUCUUCUUAUUUGGAAUUUGGCUACCUAUUUCCACAACGAUUUUGCCAAAAUUACACCCAAGUCCGCCGCACAAAGUGGACAUAAAGUGUGGGAGGCGAAGCUGGACAUGGCGGCGCUCCGGCUAGGACUGGUCGGAAACAUAGCGCUGACUUUCCUAUUCUUCCCGGUGACACGUGGCUCGUCGGUGCUGCAGUUUUUGGGGCUAACGUCGGAGGCUAGCGUCAAAUACCACAUAUGGCUGGGCCACAUUGUCAUGACCUUCUUCACCGCCCAUGGCCUUGCUUACAUCAUCUUUUGGGCUUCCACUCAUCAACUAUCUCAGAUGGUGAAAUGGGAGAAUACAGGAGUCUCAAACUUAGCUGGAGAGUUAUCUCUUCUAGCAGGAUUAAUCCUAUGGGCUACCACAUUCCCAAGAAUAAGAAGAAGAAUGUUUGAGCUCUUCUUCUACACUCAUCACCUCUACAUUCUAUUUCUCUUCUUCUUUGUGCUUCAUGUCGGCAUCAGCUUCGCCUCCAUCAUGCUCCCCGGCUUCUUCCUCUUCCUCAUCGACAGAUACCUCAGGUUCCUGCAGUCGAGGCAACACGUUCGCCUCGUCUCCGCUAGGGUUCUCCCGUGCCACACCGUUGAGCUCAACUUCUCCAAGAGCAAAGGUGUAAAUUACACUCCAACUAGCAUCAUGUUCAUCAAUGUGCCAAGCAUUUCUAAGCUGCAAUGGCAUCCAUUUACUAUUAGUUCAAGUAGUAGUUUGGAGAGUGAUAAAAUAAGUGUGAUCAUCAAAGGGGAAGGAAAAUGGACCACUAAACUCAACGACUUGAUUGCUUCGCCCACUCCACCCGAUCGUCUCGAUGUCUCCAUCGAAGGCCCUUAUGGACCUGCCUCCACCGAUUUCCUAAGGCACGACCUCCUAGUGAUGGUGGGCGGGGGAAGCGGCGUGACGCCGUUCAUCUCCAUCAUCCGCGAGCUCAUCCACACGGCCGAAACCCUAAACCGCCGGAGCCCGCGGAUCCUCCUCAUCGCGGCGUUCCGGAACUCGGCCGACCUAACCAUCCUCGACCUCAUCCUCCCGAUCUCCGGCGCCCCGCCGCACCUCUCCAACCUGAGCCUCCAAGUCGAGGCCUACGUCACCCGGGAGAAGCAGCCGGCGCCGGAGAAGAAGGCCGCCCGCGCCGUCUGGUUCAAGCCGGCCCCGCUCGACGCGCCACUCACCGCAACCCUAGGCGACGACAACAACUGGCUGUGGCUCGCCGCCAUCGUCGCCGCCUCCUUCGUCAUCUACCUCGUCUCCAUCGGGACCCUCACGCGGUUCUACAUCUACCCCGUCGACCGCAACUCCAACAAGGUGUACGCCUCCGCCGCGAGGGGCGCGCUCCACGUGGCGUUCGUCUGCGCCGCGGUGGCGGCCGCGGCGACGGCGGGGUUCGUGUGGAACAAGGCCCGGAGCGCGGCGACGCAGAUACGGAGCAUGGAGGGGGCGACGCCGACGGCCUCGCCCGAGUCGUGCUGCUACAACGCGGAUAGGGAGAUGGAGAGCUUGCCGCAGCAGUCGCUCGCGGAGUCCGUCAACGUGCACUACGGGGAGAGGCCCGACCUCAAGAGAUACUUGUUUGAGAGGAAGGAAUCGAGUGUUGGAGUUUUGGUUUGUGGGCCGAAGAAGCUGAGGCAUCAAGUGGCCAACAUAUGUUCUUCUGGUUUGGCGGAGAAUCUGCAUUUUGAGUCCAUUAGUUUCAGUUGGUGAUUUCUUCAUCAACUUUCUAAUCAGAAUCGUUUCUUUUUCUUGUUUUUUUUUUUGUUUUUUUUGGAAAAAAAAUUGUGUUUGAUGUCAGAAUGUAAUGAAUUGGGUGCCCUUGUUCGUGAAAAUGAGAUGCGAGUAAAAUAAUUUUGCAAUCAGAAGAA
Salvia miltiorrhiza (redroot sage) is the source of this 2365-nucleotide messenger RNA. RefSeq names its product ferric reduction oxidase 2-like. Lineage: Eukaryota; Viridiplantae; Streptophyta; Magnoliopsida; Lamiales; Lamiaceae. The transcript is spliced from 8 exons. The coding region runs from base 66 to 2207 and encodes 713 amino acids. Gene Ontology annotation, cellular component: plasma membrane. Gene Ontology annotation, molecular function: oxidoreductase activity. The record is from RefSeq and is a predicted model, not a curated record.